GGCGGCAGGAGGUGUCGCGCCGGGGAACUUCCUGGUUCGCGGGCUCGGCUUUGCCGGGAUCCUCUUGGAAGGGAAACAAUGGGGCGGAGGGCACUGCGGUAGCCGCCGCCGCCGCGCCGCACCAGCUUGGCCGCCCGGGACUGCCCGCCCUGCCCGCUGCUCGUUGCUCUCGCCGACGGGACCGUCCGGAGGACAUGUAUUCCUCUGAGAAACCUUGUAUAGAUUUUGCUGUAAUAUCUGAUUGGGACAGCGUCUGGAGACAUUUCCAGUCAUGAAUUCAGACCAGGAUGUAGCACUCAAACUUGCCCAGGAGCGAGCUGAAAUAGUUGCUAAAUACGACAGAGGACGAGAAGGUGCAGAGAUUGAACCUUGGGAAGAUGCUGAUUACCUUGUUUACAAAGUUACGGAUAGAUUUGGCUUUUUACAUGAGGAGGAGCUCCCAUAUCAUAAUGCAGCUGUGGAACGGCAAAAGCAUCUCGAAAUUGAAAGAACUGCCAAAUGGCUGAAAAUGCUAAAAGGAUGGGAAAAAUACAAGAACACUGAAAAGUUUCACAGGAGAAUUUACAAAGGAAUCCCACUCCAGCUCAGAGGUGAAGUCUGGGCUCUCCUUCUUGAGAUCCCUAAAAUGAAAGAAGAAACAAGAGACCUUUACAGUAAAUUAAAACACAGAGCACGGGGUUGUUCACCUGAUAUCAGACAAAUAGACCUUGAUGUCAACCGCACAUUUAGGGACCAUAUUAUGUUUAGAGACAGAUAUGGUGUUAAGCAACAAUCUUUAUUUCAUGUGCUUGCUGCAUAUUCUAUUUAUAAUACGGAAGUCGGGUACUGUCAGGGGAUGAGCCAGAUCACAGCUCUGCUCCUCAUGUAUAUGAACGAGGAAGAUGCCUUCUGGGCCCUCGUCAAACUCUUCUCGGGCCCCAAGCACGCCAUGCAUGGCUUUUUUGUCCAAGGUUUUCCUAAACUCUUGAGGUUUCAAGAACAUCAUGAAAAAAUAUUGAGUAAAUUUCUGUCCAAGCUUAAGCAGCACUUGGAUUCCCAAGAAAUCUACACCAGUUUUUAUACAAUGAAAUGGUUUUUUCAAUGUUUCCUUGAUCGUACUCCCUUUACCCUAAACCUCAGAAUUUGGGAUAUCUACAUCUUUGAAGGAGAACGAGUUCUUACUGCUAUGUCUUACACAAUCUUAAAGUUACACAAAAAACAUCUAAUGAAAUUGUCUAUGGAAGAACUUGUAGAAUUUCUUCAGGAGACCUUGGCAAAGGAUUUUUUCUUUGAAGAUGAUUUUGUAAUAGAGCAACUUCAGAUUUCUAUGGCAGAGCUAAAGCGGGCAAAAUUAGAUCUUCCAGAGCCUGGUAAAGAGGAUGAGUAUCCAAAGAAGCCUCUGGGGCAGCUUCCGCCGGAAGUUCAGUCUGGCGGCCUGACUCAGCUGAGUAACGGACAGAGGAGCGUCGGCAGGCCCAGUCCCCACACCAGCGGCAGGAGAGAAAGCGGAGCGUCGCCCUCCAAGAAGCACGAGCACUCCCCGCACCACCCGAGCAGAACCGGGACGCCGGAAAGAGGCAGGCAGCCGAGGCGGAAGUCGGUAGACGAGGACAGCAAAAAGCUGAAAGAUGAGGCCGAGUUUCCAAAAAAGCUUCCUUCGGCCCCGCAGGACAGUUCCCAGCACUAUAACCACGCGACUGCUAACCAGAAUAGCAAUGCCACUUCGAAUGUCAGGAAGGAGUUUGUGCCCAAAUGGAAGAAGCCGUCAGACACGGCCGCCCUGGAGAGAACUGCGCAGUACGUCUUGGAAGGACACGGCAGGGCAGCGCACCCCACCCUCCCGGUCACCGCGCCCAACGGGAGGCAGAAGAUCAAGGGCUUGGACGCCGAGGACGGCAAGCGCGGCUCCACCGCCUCGCAGUAUGAUAACGUCCCUGGGACGGAACAUGAGGCCGGAGCUGCUGUGGAGGGUGCUCUGGAGAGAGCUUACUCUCAGAGCCCCCGGGACGCCGGCUACCCCAGCAGUCCGAGAAAGCACGCGGAGCCCAGCCCCAGUCCCUCCAAGGUAGCCAGCAGGUUUGCUUUGAAAGCGCCGCCUCCCGGGCACGCCAGGUGCCCGUCCCAGCUGGAAGGGGAGGAGCGCAGGCCAGUGCCCCCACCGUCUUACAGCAACCCCCCUGUCUACCACGGGAGUUCGCCGGAACACACGCCCGCUGCUCGGAGCAGCUUCGCGUCCCCACCGUUCAGCCCUGGGGCUCAGGGGAACCCUUCCCGGAGGCCGCACGGCUCCACUCUGUCCGUGGGGUUUUCCCCUGAGAAGGCCCACGGCCGGCCCGCGCCCGUCGUCCUGCCGUCUAGUCGCAUUGAAGUCCUUCCUGCUGAGACUGGUGCCGGGGGCUACUCGGGCAGGGCAGGGUCACCAAAGAACGGAACGUUCCUCAUUCCUCCCGUGGAUUAUUUGCCAGACCACAGGAAGUGGUCCGAAGUGGGUUACAGGUACAGACCUGACACGCACGGCCCAUCGUGGCCUCCGGACGCCAGCCGUAGCCACUUGAGCGGUUUCCCGAAAUACCCCGCCUUGCAGCACGUGCCCUUCCAGGACCACGACCUGCCCGCAGUCUCCGUCGACAGCCCAGUGCGGUACAGAACCUCGCCAGCUGUCGAGGACGCCAGCCCGUCCAGGUAUCAGUAUUCAGGGCCCUCGCCGCCAGCCUACCACUACAGAAACCGGGACGGGCUUUCUGUUCAAGAAUCAGUAUUGCUGUGAGACCGUUAUCCGCCCUCGCUCAAGACAACUGAACAGAACCCGUAUGAAAUCCACGUUGCUAGAUCGAUGAUUGCCAAAGCAGUAUUUUCUACUAUUGUAAACAACUCGCACAGUUCUGCUGUAUGUUAGUAACAAAAAAUAUACAGAAAUGUUUUCAUCCCCAUGUAGAUGCGCUUAAGAGGAGCAUUUUAAAUUGCAUCACCACUGAACCUGGAAACAGCAAUAGCGUUUAGGGGUGCACGCACAAUAAUCACUCGUUCCUCAGUUCCAUUGAUAUCUUCCUCCAAAACCUGAGCGUUUUUACUCUUAUUGGCCCAUUCUAUUUUGACUAAUGUUACGAAGCACUGAACAACUAGAAUAGAUAUUUUUUAAGCUCUAUGUAGUAAAACAUCUUUUAAUAGUUAUAGGCAUCGAUGCAUACGUAUUUGGACACAGAACUGAAAAAAACAUUUUUAAAAUGUGCUUUUAAUCGAGAUCCCUGAAAUAAGCCGUUGUUCGUCUUCUCGUUAAAUUGUCUCUUAGUCCAGUUUCCCCCAUUUCCUCAAUCCAGGUCCUGACUUGACUGGAGAGUCUAUGCUGACUUGGUUAGCGCAGCAGCUCACAGAGUGCUUAUCAUUCACCUUCAGUGGCCGCCCUUUUCUUUAUCAAUCUGAAAAUUAAAGACUUCGGAGUGAAAGGAUAGCCAUUUAAUGGUGCUUAAAAUUAAGGCAGUUAACGUAAGUUUAUGGCCAAAGGUGCAGCACUCAGAGCAUCCACUUCCCGAGGCAGGUCGUAGUGUGUGUGUGCCCCUUGCUCUGGUCUGACUCCUGCAAAGCUCUGAGCAGACUCCAGAGCUCCCCUGGGGACGCCUCCACCAGGUCAUCCUUUACUGAUGACCUGGCACCCACGUGGACAGCAGGAUAGCAGCUAGGUUCCUUCUCGCUUCUGCCCCUUAACUCCAUGCGGGGGCACACGAGAUCUUUCUCUGCCCAUCUUUCUGUAUAGAAGUGGAUAUCAUCAGACGUAUCCAUGUUCAAAUUGUUUUUCAAAAAUCCUAAUUAUUAGGAGCCUAGAAUUUUGAUCUUUAAAAAAAAAAUGAUAUGACUUUCAUACUUUCAAAAUUCUUUUUUCUGCUUCAGAGAAAAAAAAUUCAAGUUCAUGGAGCGUGGGAAGCAGGGAUGUUUUUAAAAAUAUUGUUAUACUAAAGUUACCAAGAUACUGGCAAAGUUUUGGGGAUUCCCACAAAGCACGGCCUUGUGUUUAAUCAGAGAGCUUGUUUUCCACAUUUCUUUGCUCACAUUUGAAUAGUGGAGAAUUAGAAAACCUAACAUUGCUGGUUCUUCCUGUUGCAAGCUGGGGCUUUAAGCUUUCAAGGUACAAAAAUAUGUCUUUUAAAAUCAAAGUAAUAUUGGUUUAGCUAGUGAAUGUGACAGUGAUUUUUAUGUAUAUAAUGAGUCUAAUGUAAUUUUAAUCAACAGUAAUAAUGUUAUUAAAUGUCAAAACAAAUUCAAGUGUAUUAAAGCUAAACACUACACUGAUGCUAAACAAAAUCCUGAUAAAAUAAUGGGGCUCUUGAUUUAGAUCAUGUGGAAGCUAAGAAAUAAAUGUAUAUAAAGAUGUAGUGAGGAUAUUACUUCCAGUGUUUAACCUCUGAUUCUGUGAUGUGUAAUAAAACCAAGCUGUACAAUUUAGUUGAUGAUGGCAGCAUCUGAGCUGCUCCAAAAAUAUAUAUAUCAACAGUGGUAAAUACUGUAGAUUUUUAUAUAUAUAUAUGCCAAAUAUAUAUAUACACACACACGCACUAUUUUCCUAUGUUAUCUAUGACAUUUUUUAUCUGUAUACUUUUUGGAUGUGAUUGUUUUUAACAUGCUAAAAGUAAUAAGUGCA
This is a messenger RNA of Lepus europaeus (European hare), 4612 nucleotides long. RefSeq names its product USP6 N-terminal like (gene USP6NL). The transcript has 15 exons. The record is from RefSeq and is a predicted model, not a curated record. The coding region runs from base 272 to 2746 and encodes 824 amino acids. Lineage: Eukaryota; Metazoa; Chordata; Mammalia; Lagomorpha; Leporidae.